Messenger RNA from Brugia malayi, 948 nucleotides. RefSeq lists its product as uncharacterized. Lineage: Eukaryota; Metazoa; Nematoda; Chromadorea; Rhabditida; Onchocercidae. The transcript is spliced from 7 exons. The coding region runs from base 1 to 948 and encodes 315 amino acids. The record is from RefSeq and is a predicted model, not a curated record.
AUGCAACUCGUUUCACACAUUACAACAAUUGCCGAUUUUAUAAUUAUACCACUUUUGGUUUAUUUAUCAAUUGCAAAAGUGAAGGAUGGCUUAUUUAAAUAUUUUACGCUUAAUUUAAUGGCAAUUUGUUCGUUGAUGACCACAGCUGAUCUAGUAGCAGAUGUAAUAGAUGUUGUAGAUAUGUUCGUUAAAGUAGACAAAAGUACAAAAUAUUUGUAUCAAAUUCAACACUUUGCACGGCAUUUUCUUACUUUGGGAAGCAUUUGGUUUCAUGCCUUAGCUCUGUAUGCAGCUGUUAUUUGUUAUUUACCUUAUGCAAAUCCAAUUUUCUAUACGAAACAUUUUGUAAACAAGAGUCAAAAACUUCAUUAUGUCAUUCUUCAUAUAUCGCUAUUUUUGUGGAACAGUUGCAUAUACUUAAUUAGAAAACAAUUUUCAAUUGUUAUGCCAUAUCACCUAACGCAUCUUACAUUAUUCAUCGCUUUGUUCACUGUUGCUGUGAUGGCAUCUGUUGAAAUUUACAAAUACAAACCGCCCGGAGUAAGCGCUGUUUGUGUUGGGAAGUUACGACGAAAACGUUUAUUUUCAUUUGUUAUUUACAGCUACGCCACUGAAAUUGUUGUUUUACCACGUUUUUUUGCCUCAUUCGUAAUAGUAAUUUGCGCUUCUAUUCGAUGCCAAUGUCAAAUUAAAGGAACGGUAUUCUACAGCGUUAUGAGUACAAUGAUUCGUAUUUUCUACGAGUCCAGUUCAAUUGCCAUCGGUCUAAGUACCAUUGUCGCUCUUGAACCUUAUCGCCAUGCAAUCCUUUCAAUAUUUCAAAAGCAAAGGUUGUCAAUCACAAAAGUUCAACCACUAAACGCUAUUAAUGUCGACAAUAUCAAUAACAUCGCAAUGUUUGUGCAUAGCAAUAUCGCAACGUUAAAAACAAAAAGUAAUAUUAACUGA